GUCAUCCACUCACUGUUUAUAAGCAGCUCUCCAUGCCAAUCUCUUCCCCAUACCAUCCCUCAGCCUCUUAUCCUCCCUCUUUCUCUCUCUCCCCUUUCUCCAUACCCAUAUCAACUUUAGACUUCUCACACAAACACAAGUCUUUUUCUCCAUAUCCAUAUCAAGUUUGACUUCAUAAUCUUUACCAUCUUCAAGAUUUGUAAACCCUAGAGUGAGAGUGAGAGUUAUGGCAUCAAGUUCUCUCAGUUCACGUAGGUCGUUGUCAUCAUGGACACCGCAGCUGAACAAGCUGUUUGAGCAGGCAUUGGCUCAGUACGACAAGGACACGCCGGACCGGUGGCACAACAUAGCAAGGGCAGUGGGUGGAGGGAAAUCUGCGGAGGAAGUUAAGAGACACUAUGAUAUACUUCUUGAGGAUCUAAGGCGCAUUGAGUCGGGUCGUGUUCCGAUUCCUAAUUACAGGUCCAAUGCCAAUGCAGAUGAGGAACGGAGACACACCUAAUGAGAGGGUGAUUUGCGAUCUGGAGUUGGGCCGAGGCAACAGGCCGAACAGGUUGAGAGCCCAAUGGUGCAUGGGGCCGAGAUGAUCGACUAUCCGCCCAGAGAUGGGCUGCCAGAACUUGGGCCGGGCAGAACUUGGGCCGAGUGUGAGCCGCCCCGGACCGAGAAGCUCGGCAAGGUAGUGCUCGGUUGGACCGAGCUGCCUGAUCAGGGGAUGGCUGAAGCCAGACGAGCUGAGUGACCGGCGCCCGGAAAGGCGUGGUCAACCGAGGAGACCGUUUGAUCGGCAGGAAGGCCGACCAAAGGA
Messenger RNA from Camellia sinensis, 808 nucleotides. NCBI's taxonomy places the organism in Eukaryota, Viridiplantae, Streptophyta, Magnoliopsida, Ericales, Theaceae. The record is from RefSeq and is a predicted model, not a curated record.